Cucurbitaria berberidis CBS 394.84 is the source of this 2523-nucleotide messenger RNA. RefSeq names its product putative isomerase YbhE. Gene Ontology annotation, molecular function: protein binding; 6-phosphogluconolactonase activity. NCBI's taxonomy places the organism in Eukaryota, Fungi, Ascomycota, Dothideomycetes, Pleosporales, Cucurbitariaceae. The record is from RefSeq and is a predicted model, not a curated record. The coding region runs from base 1 to 2523 and encodes 840 amino acids. The transcript is spliced from 5 exons.
AUGUUGUCCACACACCCCAUUCUUCUAUCGCUUUUCGGCAGCGUCGCCAGUGCAGCGGAUCUAUGGGCGACUCACUAUUCAGGCACCGUCAACCAUCUGACCUUCAGCGAAGGCACCCUGAAGCUCGGUAGCUCAACGCCAACAGGCAACAGAUUGCCGAGCUGGAUAACAUACGAUGGUCCAGGGAAGGCGUUGUACAUACCCGAUGAGGUCUUCUACGGCGCACCAGGGGGAAACUUGGUUUCGUUCUCGAUCGGCAAUAAUGGCACUCUGACCGCAGCCGGCAAGGCGCCAACUCCUCUUGGUGCAGUUGCAACAACUCUGUAUGGCGGAGCGGAUGGUAGAGGGUUCAUUGCAAAUGCUCACUACCAGUCUUCGCAACUGACAACCUUCAAGUUGCCUCUCAAUGGUGGACAACCACUACAGACGCUGAAGUAUACGAUGAGCGGCAAAGGCGUGGACCCGAACCGCCAGGAUGUGCCACAUCCGCACCAUGCAUUCGUGGAUCCUACAGGAAACUUCUUGCUGGUGCCUGACCUGGGUGCUGACUUGAUCCGUAUCAACAAGAUUGACAAGACUUCUGGCCAGCUCACUGAAUGUCCUUCCGCUAAGCCUGUUCCAGGGAGUGGUCCAAGGCACGGUGUUUUCUGGAACCCAGCAGGGACUAAUUCGCGAGUGCGACGAGGAGCAGAGGGUACCAUACUCUUCGUUGCCAACGAGCUCACCAACUCGGUGCACGGGUGGAGCGUGUCAUACCCAUCAGGGGGCUGCUUGGCCUUGACAUUGAAGCAAAACGUGACUCCGUACCAAGGCAAUAGCUCUGCUGCGGCUAGUGCCAAAGUAGGCGAGAUCAAGGUCAAGGGCAACUUCCUGUACAUCACAAACCGAAACGACAAGAAAUUUGCGCCCAACGAUUCUCUUACGCAAUACACGAUCUCUUCAGACGGAACACUUGCGUGGACAGAUAAUACGUCCUCGUAUGGUACUUAUCCUCGCACCUUUGAUAUCAACAAGGCCGGCGAUUUUGUCGCUAUUGGUGAUCAGACAACCGCGAACGUUGCCAUUGUAUCACGGGAUCCGGUAACUGGUAAACUGGGCGAACGUGUGGCUGAUGUGAGGGUUGGCGCCGUUGGUACUCCAGGGAAUGAAGAUGGCAUCAGUGCGGUCCCACUCUCUAAAGUCCUAAACCCCAUUUUCUUAAAUCUUCAUCACACUAAGAUCAAUAAAAUGAAGAGUGACAACUAUCUGAAUCUUUGCCUCGAGCAGGCUGCCAAGUCCCCCCUUCGAUAUCGCCAUGGGGCCAUCAUAGUGCGCGGCGGAAAAGUCAUCGGACAGGGCUUCAAUGACCAUCGCUCUGGCUUCGACGGUGGUGCCCUGAAGACGGGUCGUCUCCCACUGCGCUCUAUGAACGGUCCUGCUAUCGUUGCAUUGAAGGGUAAGCAGAAGCUCAAGCGAGAGUUAGGGGUUCUGGGGGAGGAGACUGCUAAGACGUUUACGCCAUUCGAGACAAUGAACAGCGGAGGAAAGCUCGCUAAUACGCCCCUCUCCAUGCACUCUGAGAUGAUGGCUAUCCACUCCGCCCUCUCUGCUUCUAGCACGAUGACAUCCAGUAUUCUGUCCUCUCAAAAACCGUGCUUCAAACUAUCAGGUGAUUCUAAACGAAAAGCUCGACUACGAAGGGACGCCGUCAAAUCGUACGUUGAGGCAGUCUGCAAAGCUGCCCUUGCCCAUGGCGCUUUGAAGGCUCUGCACCUCGAUCGAACGACACUGAACCUCGCGCAUCAAACCAAGGACGUGGCGUUGUCGACAAAGAACAGUGCGGUGAAACACCGGCCGAAGAACGAGAAGAAGAAUCAACACAGGGUUGGCAACAAGUCCAACAGCGGACAACAAAAACACAAGCACCGACAGUGUGCUCAUAAAACCAUGGCGUCUACAUACAAACUACGUCCCUCUUAUGAGACUAAGAAUCAGUCGGCCAAAUCAUCGAAAGCCCAGCCGAUGCUGAUUCCAAAAGGACAAACAGGCGAAGGCUCUCGUAAAACCAAAGAGAGAACGAAACAUCCACGACUGAAUGGAGCAGAUCUGUACGUGGUCAGGCAAGGUUGGAAAGCUAGCUCUUCUGUUAGCAACUUAGUUGACUGCUGUGCGGAGCCCAACCCGAAAGUAGAGACUAGCAUUACGAAACUUCCCUCGACUGGCUCGCUGUACGAUGAGCUUAUCAGUUCUCAAGUGGAGACGAAUCUUGUAGUUGCUCCCUCCGUUCCUCCUGAAAGGCACCCUUCUGUUCUUGCAUCACGACCCUGCUACAGAUGUAUAUCGUACAUGGCAUCUGUUGGUAUCAAGCGAGCUUUUUGGACUACGGAGUCCGGCGAUUGGGAGGGCGCCAAGGUUCGCGACCUAGUCGACGCACUCGAUAAUCUAGGGUUGGAGCAGCCUUCCGGUGCCACUACAGCUCUCAACAGCGUCUUCGUCACUAAGCAUGAGGUCUUGAUGCUGCGACGUAUAAUGGGAGAUACAUAA